GUCGCUGCCGUGAUCCCCUUGUUGAUCCAUAAUACCACCAUCAAGAUGACCGCAACAAUCCCCAAUGGUUCCGAUACCCUCUUCGGCGUGUCGUUGCCGAAAGAAACAAGGCUAGGCGCCGGGGGCAAGGAGCUACCAGAGCUGUACAGAUCGAGUGGUAACGAGAUGCAGGAUCGUUUGGCGUUCUUACAUAUGCUCGAACAGCUCAAAAUUCAAAAACGAUCAGGAUGGAUCAGAGAGGGAGUGGAAAAGCCCGAGAGUGUUGCGGAUCACAUGUACCGGAUGGCUAUGAUCGCCAUGAUGAUCCCCACCAAAGGAACAGAUCGGCCGCUGGAUAUCGGUCGUUGUGUGCAGAUGGCACUCGUGCACGACCUCGCAGAAGCUCACGUCGGCGACAUCACCCCGGUAGAAGGUGUAUCCCCGAAUCUCAAACACCAGCUGGAAGAAGAAGCCAUGCAAUCGUUCAUGCACGAGAUGUUGGGCGGGGAAGGGAACAGGGAAGCCAGGGAGAGGAUCUGGUCGUUAUGGGAAGAAUACGAAGCUCGAGAGACCCCAGAGUCUAAAUUGGUCAAGGACCUGGAUCGGCUGGAGUUGAUUUUGCAAGCUAUUGAAUAUGAACGAUCACAAGAUGUUCGAACGCUCGCUCCGUUCUUCCUCGGAUCCAUGCCUCACCUGGAGCAUCCCGCCGUACGAGAGUGGGCUCAGGCGCUAUUUGAGGAACGACAAGCACUCUGGGAGAGUCGAGGGUUGGGGGAACAGGCGAAGAGCGAGAUUGGGCACGUACGAGUAGGGGUACCGGCCGAUAAAUGAAGUCGCAGAUUAGAUACGCAUACCCGGUUUCGUAAUUCCGAACA
Messenger RNA from Filobasidium floriforme, 854 nucleotides. RefSeq lists its product as uncharacterized. The record is from RefSeq and is a predicted model, not a curated record. Bases 46 to 810 code for a protein of 254 amino acids. The transcript has 9 exons. Gene Ontology annotation, molecular function: 5'-deoxynucleotidase activity. Gene Ontology annotation, cellular component: cytoplasm. Lineage: Eukaryota; Fungi; Basidiomycota; Tremellomycetes; Filobasidiales; Filobasidiaceae.